AUGGCAUCGACAUCUCCAAACUCUGUGUUCGAAGCAGCUCCGGCAGCUGAAUCUGCUGGUGACAUGGACAAGAAAACCUCCGAGUCUCCUACGGUCUUGGCCUCGGAUGAUUCGACCUCUUCCAUCAGGCGCGGCAGUGUCGAACAGCCGUACAGAACAUACAAGAUCCGUUGGCUCGGGCUUGUGGUGUUGACACUGCUAAACAUCAUGGUUAGCUGGUCGUGGCUCACCUUUGCACCCGUCACUUCUUCCACCGCCAAAUUCUACUGGGUCGACGAAACAAUGGUGAACUGGCUAAGCAGCAUCUUUGUCUUUGCAAACUUCGCCAUGACUCUCGUCACCAUCAAGCUUUUCGACUGGGGUCUUCGUCCAACUCUCAUCAGCGGCAGUGCGCUUCUCUUAAUCGGUAACUGGGUUCGUUAUGCUGGAUCUUUCUCUUCCGAUGGUAACACAGUCUCCGUCGUCGCUGUCGCACAAGCUCUCCUGGGCAUGUCGCAGUCUCUUGUUCUGAGUGCCCCUACGCGCUUCUCCGAAACGUGGUUCUCGAGUAAGGGGCGUGUGGCGGCGACGGCUGUUAUGAGCCUUGCGAAUCCAACUGGUGCAGCGAUUGGAUCCAUCGUUGUUCCGUUGUGGACAAACGAACCUAGUGAUAUUUCGUCUGUGGUAUUAUACGUGGCCAUCGUCUCAUCCGCCGUGGCUAUUCCUGGGUUCUUCAUUCCCGCCGCACCGCCAACUCCCCCAUCAGCGAUUCAUCAUAUAGAACGGCCCAAGGUUGUACCCUCACUACGCAUAUUGAUUCGAUCGCUGGAAUGUUACCUGAUCAUUAUCCCAUUCUGGGUUUACACUGGCCUCUUUGUCGCCACGACAUCCCUGAUCAACCAGAUCGUCACACCCUAUGGGUUUUCGGAUACCCAGGCUGGUAUUGGAGGCGGUCUCCUCAUCGUGCUAGGCCUCAUCUUCUCUGCCAUAACAGCUCCUAUCAUCGACCGAACCAAGAAGUUCACCCUCGUCAUAAAAUGCGGAGUGGUUAUCGGCGGACUCUGCUAUCUUGUAUUGGUAUGGGUUCCAAGUACAAAGGAGAUCGGUGCACUAUAUGCUAUUCUCUGCUGCAUCGGCAUCUCGUCGUUGUCUAUCGUCCCCGUUGUUUUGGAGGUUCUGACAAAGUUCUCGUAUCCCGCGGGCGCCGAGAUAACCAGUACUACUGAUUGGGCUGGCGGUCAGUUACUCGGUGGGUGCUUCAUCAUUCUCGGCAGCGGUAUGAAGGCUGCUGAGAGUGCAGACCCACCUCGCAACAUGAAAGACUUCACUGUUCUUCAGGCUGUGUUGGCAAUGGCGAUGAUACCUUUGCCUCUGAUGUUGGGGUUGUUUGGACGCAGUGAUCAAUUAGCUCUCAAGCGUACGAAUGUACACCAAAAUAUGGAAACAGGCAUCCCUCAGUAA
Messenger RNA from Fusarium subglutinans, 1440 nucleotides. Its product is annotated as permease of the major facilitator superfamily. Gene Ontology annotation, biological process: transmembrane transport. The record is from RefSeq and is a predicted model, not a curated record. Lineage: Eukaryota; Fungi; Ascomycota; Sordariomycetes; Hypocreales; Nectriaceae. Gene Ontology annotation, molecular function: transmembrane transporter activity. The coding region runs from base 1 to 1440 and encodes 479 amino acids. Gene Ontology annotation, cellular component: membrane. The transcript has 3 exons.